Molecule: messenger RNA, 2914 nt
Organism: Tachyglossus aculeatus (Australian echidna)
Lineage: Eukaryota; Metazoa; Chordata; Mammalia; Monotremata; Tachyglossidae
Gene: CXCL12
Product: C-X-C motif chemokine ligand 12
Exons: 4
Coding region: 72-350 (92 amino acids)
Biological process (GO): defense response; induction of positive chemotaxis; chemokine-mediated signaling pathway
Cellular component (GO): extracellular region; external side of plasma membrane
Molecular function (GO): CXCR chemokine receptor binding; chemokine activity
Source: RefSeq, a predicted model, not a curated record
UUGCUGCCCAGUCGCUCCCCUUUCCCUGCUACUGUCAGCACGAUUGGACGCCCCCAACUGCGCCCACCACCAUGGAUUUGAAAGGCCUGGCACUGCUGACCCUCUUGCUGGUCACCCUGUCCCUCUCCGAGGGUAAACCUAUCAGCCUGAGUUACAGAUGCCCCUGCCGAUUCUCCGAGAGCAACGUUGCUAAAGCCAACAUUAAACAACUCAAAAUCCUGAACACUCCUAACUGUGCACUUCAGAUUGUGGCCAGAUUGAAGAACAGCCGACAAGUAUGUAUCGACCCUAAACUAAAGUGGAUUCAGGAAUACCUGGAGAAAGCUUUAAACAAGAGGUUCAAGAUGUAAGAGGCAUCCAUUAUGAGUCGUCUAGAGGAUUUCAUACUAUAAGACCAAAGAGCAGAUAAUGAGUUAGGGAAAGAGUGCAUUUUGCUGUCACCACACAGCAUAAGGCAAUGCUAAUCUAUUUGCAUUUUUCAAAGUCUUUUUUUUUUUUUUUGCACGAAUUGCCUUGCUUUCACAGUAUUUUUAAUACAGUAAGGUUUUUUUGUUUUUUUUUUUAAAUGAAGUUUGGUUUAUUGAAUGUCGCCAGUGACAGAUAUGAACUUAGACUUAAGUCCUUUAUUGUUAACUAUUAUAGUAUUAUAACAUUAUUUUCAUGUAAGCCUUAGCUUAUAUUGCACUCAGUUUCUGGGCACACCGAAGAUUGUGAAAGGCUGAGGAGGAGAGGAGUUAAAAUGUAGGAGGACACACAUUAUUGGAUAGCAUUCUAGGGCUUGAGUUGAAGAGUGCAGAUGAUUAAGAUGGGGGAGAUUUCAUGGGAAGCUCAAACUAGGAGAUGCAAGUAAGUGGGGUUAACCAAUGAUGAGGACAUCUUGAAUUUUCCAGUACCAGGCUUGCUGACCUUUCUCCUUAACCAAGAACUGAUGGCAGAGCCCAAACCUGGGAGACUAUGGUUGAACCAGGCCUGGUUUCUUUCUACCAGGUGUCAAACAGAGAGAGGUUAGCUAGUGCAGGCUUAGAACCACUACUCCAUGCCAUCAACUCCAUCCCAUCGUUUCCUCCUCCUCAUUUCCUUUUUCUCACCCAUCAUCAUCUGCAUCCAAGAAAGUCCCCGUCGAUUGUCCAGGAAAAAGAAGAAUCUCAAGCGAGAGCACGUUUGUCUAAAGUGAGCAUUGAGAAAUGAGUGGAAAUUACUGGCCCAAACCAGUGUCUUGCCAAGUUUGUGUGUGAACUUGUGGAGUAUGUGUUCUGUGUGAAGUCUUGUCCAAAUGUCCAAACAUCGUUUCUGUGUUUAGAAGGACUUCUAGAUUCCAGAUGCAGCUUUUUAUAUAUUCUAUGGAAUGCAAAGGAUGGUAGUGAGUGAUUUACUCCUGCAUCUUGAAAGUAGCACCAAAGUGCCUCAACAUCGUUAAACUACUACUGUAAUUCCUGUGUUUGGGGAAUGCCUUAUUUUCUACACUCACUUGUGGUGCAAAUGGAUUUUGCCCAGUGCAUCACGAUUCAAUUCAUAGCAACAACUGCUUCUGGGGACCAGAUCUGUUCAAAAACCAUAAAGCAGAAUUCUCAUCAUUUGGGCUCAGUGGAGACUUUGUCAUGACAGCUUCAAAAUGAAGGUCUAUGGGAAUGGGGAACAGAAAUCUUGGGACUCAACUCCUGUCAUUUGGAGCAUUGGGGAUACCGGGUUUGGGAUCCCAUCCCUUCCACAUCUUGGAAAAGCAGACUCCUCAGCCCCUGACACUGCAUAGCCCCCCUAUUCAACUUAAAUUAUUCAACCCUCCCUAAUAAUGAAAGGUGCUUGUCAUCCACAUGUAUCUAACCUCGCUCCAUAAACCCCCUGGAGUCCCUCACUCACAUCCUUUGCAUCAGAAAUGUUGAAUAAAGAAAAUGAAGCGAUAAUCAAUGCUACUUCUUUUAGAAACAAGAUCCCUAUGCAGUAAAAGCUUCUUGCACUAUUUGAAUUAUGUCCCAAUUUCAGGUCUUGGCAGACUGAGAGGCUUUGGUAUCAUAAUGCUGAUACACUGAGUGGAAGGGGGUCAGUUUGGUAUAACUAACUGCUGACCAAAGACAAAGCCAGGGAAACAGUCAGCAGAACACAAGGAUAUAGCAACCAAUGACAUGUUUGAACAGAGAAAGCCAAAAAGCAGUGAAACUGUGCAAACACCACAUUUCCCGAAAUGGUCAAGCGUCCCAGCCAUGACUCUUGGCAGUUGCAAACACAUCAAAUCCAGCAAAAAACCCCAGUGUUUGCUUACAUUAUGAAUUUCAUUUGUGGUUAUAGACUUAAAAAAAAUGUUUCCAAGCCGAUGUCUGAAUUUUCAGAUGUUUUGGUUUUAUAACUAAUUGAUAUUUUGGUUCUGUUGCAAUCCUAAGAAUUGACAUUGCUUUUCCUCUUUGAGGGUCUUACCCUUAUUAUUUUGGGGGUUGUUUGUCUUGUAUGACCAAGAACUGGGGCUCUCUCUCCUAAUGAGCUACUCAUCUCUAAAGGUGAGUUUCCAGCAUAGAAGCACUUAAAAGGGCUCUUUGUCCACAUACAAAUAAAUAAAUGAAUAAAUACAAUAAACCAAAUCAUAACACUCUUCAGAUCCCUUAAUAUUAGUAGCAGGAGAAUGCACCAAAGAAAGCUUUCACUCAGAAACUACCACCUUCUGGUCUUUCAGUACCUCGUCAUUGAUAACUCAGUGGUAAGAAAAAAAAUGUGAUAAAUACUGUAUUUUGUAUUUCUUUUAAAAAAAGUUGCAUCUCCCAAAUAAUGUGAAAAUGUUUCUGAAGAUGGCAGCUUUAGAGUGAUGUAUACUGUGUGCUUAAAAAGAAUCCUUUUGAUUAAGAAGCAAUCUUUUUUACAUCAAGCUCAUGUCUUUGAUAGAUGUAUAUGCACUUAUAAUUUUCCUAAUAAAAAUCUGUAUUCCAAA